Molecule: messenger RNA, 2349 nt
Organism: Agrilus planipennis (emerald ash borer)
Lineage: Eukaryota; Metazoa; Arthropoda; Insecta; Coleoptera; Buprestidae
Product: male-specific lethal 1 homolog
Exons: 7
Coding region: 504-1967 (487 amino acids)
Cellular component (GO): MSL complex
Source: RefSeq, a predicted model, not a curated record
CAUCAAAAUGUGAUAGGUUUUGUGUAUGUUCAGAUUUCGGAUUUUGUUAACAGUGAUUUCUUUUAAAUUUGUUGAUGUACAACAUGGUCUAAUAUGAAGAAGAUAAGGAGCAAAAUUUAAAUUUGUUGUUUUCGAAGUGACAAUCAAUUUCAUUUUAGUGGCUUCUCAAUUGACAAAUAUCGAGUUAUAAACAUAACCUAUAAAUUGAUUUAAUGGUGUUAUUAACUCCAGUAAACAAGGGCUAGCUAAAGCGUUUAGUGUAACAGACAUAAAAUUGUAUAAGAUUUGUAAGAACCGCAAAUUCUAAACGAUUGUUUUAAUUAUUAUUAUAAGUAGCUAGAGACUAGCAGUGUAGUGUAUUAUAUAGUGGUACUGAUGUGAUUCUCCAACUACUAAUCAAAGAGAUAACCAUAAAUGGACAGUAAAAUAAAUCAAAUCGUUUAACUAUUUAAAAUGAAGUCUAAUGGUAAUGCAUUAAAUUUUAUUGUUAUAAAUUUUGUACAAUGCUAAUCCUUCUCGAAUCCGAACAUGACCAAAACAUAGAUCGAAUUUAUACGAAGAUGUCCGAAGGUUGUUCUGGCCGAAAUAUUAAUCCGAUAGUAUCUGAUGUUGAAAAUUUACAUUUUAUUAAUAAUAUAGGAGCCAGCGAUAAAGAAAUUGACUUAAAUAGUAGUUAUGAUCAUGGAUAUGCAUCAAAUUCUGGGACCGUUCUGCCCAACCUUUCAAGUUCAAACUGUCAAAACGCCGAAAGUGAGGUUAAAUUUUUAAGAGAAUGGUUGUUGUUGCACUUGGAUUUAAUUCAACAGCAAAAUGACGAAAUUCUAAGCAAGGAAAAGACAAUUUCAAUGCUUAAACAAGAAAAUGAAAUGCUUAAAGAACGCCUAAACAGCUUUCAAAAAGGGAUCUCCUCCCAUUCUCAAAGAACAACAGAGUCUAAUUUGGAUAAGUUUAUUACGAAUACUGACUUUAAGAUAACGGAAGUUUCCCAUAUUGUUAGGGAAGAAAAAGAGGAAAUUCCCUUACUUUCGCUCUCUACUGAAACAAAUUCUAUAACUGUAGAAAAGGCUGAUUAUCCCGAAGAUCAUAAACCUGAAGAAAAUUCUUCAUCUAAUGUGAACUCAUGUACCACUUACUACAAUUUGCCAGUAAAUAACAGUGAUAGCACUCAAGUUGAUGAAAAAGCACAAAAAGACAACUUCAACAGCUCUGAUUGUAGUGCCCUAUUAAAUAAUUUAACAGAAAAUAAUAAGUGUACAGAUAACAUACCAGCAGCCACCUCAGUUGAUGUUUCACUAAAGAACAUACGAAUGAGUAUCCGAAGGAAAAGAUUAUGUAGCAACUCUUCCAUUUUAUCAAAUAAUGAUUCCCUAGAAGAGAAAAACCUAACAAGAAAAUUAAGAAAAAAAAGAAAAUGUUCUCUCAAAAACGAUAAGCUUCUAAUGUGUAAUGAACAGUAUCUAACACAGACUGGAGAAGUAAAUAUACCCUUAACUGAGCCAGAUGUAUAUAAUGAAUUUACUCGGCCAACAAAUUUAGAAGUUCCGAGAUGGAGGGUAAAAGUGUACACCAGUUGUUAUACAAUGGAAGGAACUGAGAAUUUAGAUGAUGAAGUAUUCAAUAAACGGCACCUCAAACAUGAAAAUGAUGAAAGAAGAAGAAAACGAUGGGAUGUCCAAAGGAUACGUGAACAAAGGAUAGUGGAAAAAUUGAAACAGAGACAAGAACGAGUGGCUUCUGGUUCAAAAGGAGAGGAUCAGUCUGAACCUGUGCAAUCACUGUGGCCCUUGCCUGAAGACAUUAAGUAUUUAGAGGUUUGUGAUCAGCUCCCAGUGUCUGCCCUAGGAGCACCCUUACCUCGUUUUACCCCCAGUGAAUUUAGCCUUCCUUGGCUUAACAAUCCACAUUUAAUUGUAAGAAGAAAUUCAAACAGACGAUGUACAGGUCGAAGAAAAGGUACAAAGAGAUAAGAUCAAUAAAUUGGAAAAGGAAGCAAAAACAAUCGCAUUUAACAGACUGUAUGGACAUUUGUACAUAAAACUUGAUAGAUCUCUAGGGAUACCAUUUACUUCGUUUUUUUCGAAGUACUCGUGUCGUAGUAUUGAGAUUAUUAAUAAGCUUAAAAUUUUCUUUCUUAUUUAUUUUUUUUGUUUAAAUUUUGAAAUGAAAGUGUAAACUAAGUACAAAGCUAUUUUUUGAUAAAGAAAUAAUUACAAUAAAUUGAGUCACUCUCAUUUCAAAGCACCUAUUUGUACAGUAGCUUUAAGUUUAAUAAAACACUUGUCUCUCAUCUCAUCAUUCAAAUAAUUUAGAUGUACAGUUUUGUGAAAUUAAGUAAAAAACAAGAGCACU